AUGGAUAACCCUGUCACAUUCACCCCCGAUGUCUCGUCUCAAUCUUCCCGUCGCACCCUCUCAUCCAUGCCUGCCUCUGACGCAACCCCCGCCGGCUUUAACUUCAUAACGGUCGACCCGUCUUCGCGAACAGAAAGUUCCUCCAGCCGAACUCUUAUCCGUGCAAAUGCCGGACGUUAUAUUUGGAAACGCCGCAAGGCCGGCUCCAAAGAAACCGGCAGAGCAAAGCCAUAUGAAAGACCGGGCCAACAACCCCCGGCUCCUCUGUCAAGUCCGCCCGAAAAUACUGGAGUAACCGCAAAGCCAGACCCCGAUUCCAAGGAGAUAUUACCGACGAAUGGGGAGGAAGAGGCGGAAAAUGAAAACGCUGUCGUAUUGCUCAAACGUGAACCCUCGUCGGAAUCCGGUGGCUUGUCGGCUUCGCUUAGUCAUGGACUAAAAAGCCCAAUGAUGACUUUCUUCGGGACUGAAAUACCAGAAGACAUUGUCCGCCGGACAAUUAAAUACUCUGCCUCCGUUGUCAUGACCAAGAUGUUGCCCCAGGACACUAGCCCGGAAUCACCAAAAAUAUCAGAUAUCUGGCUUUCAAGCGCGCUGCGCAGUCCUGCUCUGUUGUCCGCUUUCUUAUAUGGCACACUUAGCCACGAAUUUGUGCUCGAACGUAUGCAGAGCGGCACGCCAUCGAGGGAAAGGCGGCAGAAAUUGCUACAGAUUAUGGUUGCCGAGAACGAAUCGAUUCGCAGAAUCAACCAGGCUUUGCAGGAUCCCGCGUCGCAAAAGACCGACGAACUGUUGAUGGCGGUGUUUUUCAUGGGAUACAGUCGUUAUGAUGAAGCGAUUUUUUCACCCGGUCGUGACCCACACAAGUCUCCCCUGAAUGACAUUCAGUGGGCGAACAUCUACUCUUACCUCGAUUAUGAUGAGGUCCAUGUGAUGGGCCUUAUACGGUUGCUCGAGAUUCGUGGUGGAAUCGAUGCUAUCAGAUUAAACGGUUUGGCUGAGAUGAUGUCUCUCGCAACGAUCAUGUUUUCGUCAAAAUUCAUACGAAAGCCACUCUUCCCUUAUGUCCCGAUUAUCAAGACCAACGGACGACACCGGCAGCCAGACUGGCCUCACCCUAUCCAGUAUCUUCUGGAGAUGUACAAAGGAGGCGACUACUCCAAGAUGGAUGAACUUGGUCUUCCGAGUGAACUAAUCACACUCUUCAAGGAUAUGUACAGCUACAACGCUGUCAUCGAACUCUACAUGCAAGGCAUUUUCACAGGCUCUUUUGUUAGUUCUGAUGCACCCAUAAUGGCCGAUCGCCGCAACUCCAUCCAACACCGAGCGCUAUCCUUGCCGUCUGCUGACGAAAUUGGCAUGAGCUCCGAAUGCCCCACGUAUGAGCCAUUGAGGCUCGCAACGCUUAUCUACUGUCUACUUACCAUAUUUCCGCUUGUACCCAUAAUGGCGCCUUAUUCUCAGCUGACCAUGCAACUACGACAAGCUUUGUUCACUCAAUCUCUGCCUCGAGCCUGGAAGAGCGUUCCCGAGCUUUUCAUCUGGACUCUAGUUGUUGGCGGCAUAGCUUCGACCAAACCUGAAACUGUUACCUGGUUCGCUGCCAUGUUAAACCAGGUUUCCACCGCUACCAAUCUCUCGACCUGGCCAGAAGUUAAAAAAAUCCUCAAGUCUGUCCUUUGGCUCAGCACCAUAUGCGAUGAAAAGGCCGAGGAAUUAUGGAGGAAGGCCGACGGUCUUCGUGCUCAGGUCCGGCGUCAUCAGGAGCAGCAGCAACGUCAACUGCAUGAGGUACCUGUGCGGUUAAGAGCGGAGUCGGCAGGUUGA
Messenger RNA from Talaromyces atroroseus, 1827 nucleotides. RefSeq lists its product as hypothetical. The record is from RefSeq and is a predicted model, not a curated record. The coding region runs from base 1 to 1827 and encodes 608 amino acids. NCBI's taxonomy places the organism in Eukaryota, Fungi, Ascomycota, Eurotiomycetes, Eurotiales, Trichocomaceae. The transcript is spliced from 2 exons.